UAUUUUGUUUCAUUUCAAAACACAUUAUGAAUCUCUCUGGCAAAGUUGCAUUGAUUACGGGAGGAGCAAACGGAAUAGGUUUGGAAAUUGUUAAGCGAUUGAUCCAAGCUAACAUUCAGGGAAUUACCGUUCUCGAUUUGGAUGAUGUAUCUGGGAAGAACAUAGAGAAUGAGUUCGGGUUGAACAAAAUACAGUUCUUGACUGUCGACGUUAGGAAUGAAUCGGAAUUUAGAGGGGCUUUCGAGAAGACCAUAUCGAAAUUCGGUCAUUUGGAUAUUGUGAUCAAUAACGCUGGCAUUUGCAAUGACCAAAAAGUGGAUGAAACGAUUGAUGUGAAUGCUAAAGCAUGCAUGAAAGGCAUGUUGCUGGGCUUCGAGUUCAUGGGCAAGAAUAAGUCUGGAACGGGCGGUAUCAUCAUAAACACUAGUUCAAUUGUCGGUAUUCAUCCCACGUUCGCCUUACCCUUGUAUUCCGCGACCAAAAACUUCAUCGUAUGUUUGACUCGUUGCUACGGACAACCUUUCUACUACGAUUUGACUGGCGUCAAAGUAAUGACGGUGGCACCGGGAGCCACGGAGACUAGGAUCUUUCAGGAAUUCGGCUAUUCGAAAGAUUUCGAAGGACUCCCCGAAUUUUCACUUUCAACCAGUCCGAACAUCACAGUACAAACUACCGAAAUCGUUGGAGAUGUUUUCAUGAACAUUUUGAAAGAAGGUAAUAACGGAAGCGUUUGGAUCAUCAAUAACAGCAAACCGGCUUACGAAGAGAAAAAUUUACCAGUUUUUAUUGAGAAUCUACCAAUGUAAUCAACAAUAAAACAUUUGUUGUGAAUUUUUUUUUAAGUCAUGUAAUUUUAUUCACAAUCUGUUCAUCAAUGUGAACAAUGAGAAAAUUUAAGAUCGCGGUUGACAUUAAAUGGAUAAGUAGGGAGUUAACCAUUCGGAUAUUAGUCUGUUGUGACAUUUAAAUGUUUUUUUUUGUUAUAAAACGGUGGAUGUACAUUUAGAAGGAAUUUCUUUCUAUGUUAUUUGAAUAGCCUUCAUCAUAUCCCAGGUCAAGAUUUUUGUUAAAAGCUUCUUUAUAAUCAAAUUAAAAUACAAAAGAAAAUAUAAAUAAAAUAGUAGAACAUU
Messenger RNA from Nicrophorus vespilloides, 1130 nucleotides. Its product is annotated as alcohol dehydrogenase 2-like. Gene Ontology annotation, cellular component: cytoplasm. NCBI's taxonomy places the organism in Eukaryota, Metazoa, Arthropoda, Insecta, Coleoptera, Silphidae. The transcript has 5 exons. Gene Ontology annotation, molecular function: oxidoreductase activity, acting on the CH-OH group of donors, NAD or NADP as acceptor. The coding region runs from base 27 to 806 and encodes 259 amino acids. The record is from RefSeq and is a predicted model, not a curated record.